Molecule: messenger RNA, 983 nt
Organism: Dichomitus squalens LYAD-421 SS1
Lineage: Eukaryota; Fungi; Basidiomycota; Agaricomycetes; Polyporales; Polyporaceae
Exons: 2
Coding region: 18-737 (239 amino acids)
Source: RefSeq, a predicted model, not a curated record
CUUGUCCUGCAGUCGCCAUGCAGCCGGCCACCCCCUCCGCAAACUUCCAGCUCGCCGUCCCCCACCUCUUGGCCUCUAUCACGCCCUCGCUUGCUGCCUUGCAUGCUACGCGUGUCCGCCUCCUCUACCCCUCGGAUCCGUUGUUUUCCGGCACACACUGCGCAAAAUGUGGCACCCCGCUCAUCGCCAACGACGGCCAAACGCGAUCCGUCCGCAAAAAACGACGUAAAUCAAGCGGCGGCGACGCUGUUGGCAUACGUGCUCUACGGCGGUCCUGCCGAACUUGCGGCCACGAAGAAGAUGUCCUAUUAGGUGUAAAUCGCGCGCCCGCCUUUCCGAUGCCCCGGGAUCGCGCGAGGCGCGAGCCCAGCACCAAUAAACCGCCUCGCGCUUCAAGCGUUGCUUCCCAUUCACCUGCUGAGAUGAGCUCCUCGAAACCAGAAUCCGCACGCCCCAGCGCUUCCGAACCGAUCGUAUCUUCAUCGACUCCGGGUUCAUCUCGCCCGAGCUCCGUGACCCCAACUCGCUCAAUGUCCAUUCCCUCCUCUGCUCCCUCCCCAAGGCCUCCGACGCAUGCGGUCCCAAUUGCACAGGAUCAGACCAAGAUCAAGGCUCGCCAGAAGAAGAGGUCUGGUCUGCAGAGCAUGCUCGCUCGCAACCGCGAGCGACAAGAACAAGAGAAGAAGCGCGAAGGAUGCCAGGGCGCAGGCCUGUCCGCGUUCCUGCAAGGCUUGUGAUGAGAGGCGCAGUAUGCUCCCGUUUCCUGCUCGCUCGUCUUCCGUGCACACGAUACGAGUGUGUCGCGCUUACCGUCCCGUAUCAGGACGUUGGUGGACUGCGUAACGGUGAAGUCCAUCUGCAGGACGCGGCCCCGAUAGUGGGCAUUUCUGAAACCCAUCUCCAGCUCUAGAUGCUUCCAAUGGCCAGACUUAGUUGCUAGCUCGUUAAUUUGCGUACCCAUACUGUGGGCUUGUGUCUAGCUC